AUGCCAUCUGAGCAGCGUAAGCGACCAUCAUACGCCACAUCCGACACAGUUGUGUUUGUCGACGACAUGGGCAGACCCCCUCCCAACACUUGGUCCAACAUUGUUUACGAGAACCAACAGCUGUUCCGAGUGGCGACAUACCGCCAAGAGACUCCCCAUGCCCUGGCCUCUUUAGAGCGUGUCCUCGUCCGACAGACCACCUGUUCUGGGAAUGAGCCAGAGCUUGGGAGUGCUCUAUCAAGCGCUCUUUUUACUCUCGUCAACGAACUGGAUAGUCUGGGUAUCACCAUUGAAAGCGAGCGUGACCUGACGAUGGACGAGUACGCCGUCGGUGAUGGAUUGGCCUAUGGUGACUCGCCUGUUCACAAAGUCCUGGCGUCCAUCUCGACUACCCGGAAGAAGAUGCGCCAAAGUCUCAGCAGCGACCCACCGUCUUUGACCUCGCCUCCGUCUGUCAUCUCGGCGGCCAGCCUGUUCACAAGCGAACGCGGUGGGCUCAACAUCCCCGACUUUACCGCCGUACGCUGGUGUACCGAGCAUGGUGGCUCUCACGGAGCUCCAUGCCUUACUUUUGAAGUGAAGAGUUUUACCAAUGCCCUCGACCGUGCUCUUCGCGUGCGGGACUUUGUCUUCCGUGUUCGGUCGGCAGCCAGUCGCUUGAGGGGCGAGAGCGAGAAGGCUGCGGUCGAGACUGAGGCCCAGGUGGCCAACGAGAUCGACGCCACUCUGGAACUGGACGAUGCGACGCAAGAGAUCAACGUUGUGAGCACCAUCCCGGACGUCGCCCUUGUCCUGGGUUCCAUCCAAGACGUGCCCCACAUUGCGGCACUGGCAGUAGAGCCCACUGUACCCCCCGGCGGCCCGACUAUUUCAUGGGCAAGCUUGGAGCCGCCUGCAGCGAAACGUCAAAAAUGGCGCGAGGCGAUCAAGGCCGCCGACGCUCUGCACAAGACACGCAUGGGCUUGGCCCAGGAGAUCUGUUACGGUAUCAGCGCCCUGUUCGCGUUUGGUUCCCAGCACGGUCUUGUGCUCAUUGCGCCCGGUACCCGACUGAGCCUGUCCGGCCUGCUCGACCGUGACGACCUGUACGAUGCUCUCCUUCCCCACUCCCUCCUCUGCCAUCUCGCCCGUGAUCCUCCGGCCAUACCGUCUGGCGCGUCCGGCGAUCUUGCCGACACUCCUCGCCGCUUACUCGACUUUGGCUCCAUUCAGCUGAUGCUGAACUGGAUCGCGGCCGCCUUCGCCUGUCCACACCCCACAUCGGACUGCGUCUCGCGACCUCCCCUGGCCCCAGCCAGCGACUUUGCCUUCGACGAGUCGGUGAGCUUCACCGCCGACGAGGCGGCAACGGAAACUGCCAUCCUGCGUGCACGUCCAAAAGUGGCGGCCGCCGUACUUCAAGCCAAGGACAAGGAACGGAAGCGAAAGGUGUCUGCAGGCUCCACGUCUGCCGCAGUCAUGCCCCCUGGCCCGGGCUCGGAUAAUGGUGGGGGUGGCGGGAGUGGCGGAGCUGGCCCAGGUGGCUCAAGUGGAGCGGAGGAUGGCUCUGGCGGUGACAUCGCCGACGGCAACACCGAGGGCAAGGGUACCGAGGACAAGUCUCCCGACGAUGGCACGGCGCCGUCGCCACAAGAGGCCACGGAAACGGACCUGGACAGCAUCAUCCCCUUUGGCGUAGACUUUGCCGCCUACACGAGGGACUUGUCGGCCGAGACGCAGACCUACACCGCGCUGUACGAGGUCCUCGCCUCCCUCGAAGGGUACACUGUCGUGGUCGUGGCCCCACACACCAUGGACUCGCUCAUGGCCGAUCAUGGCCAUGUCACCGCGGGAACAUGA
This is a messenger RNA of Apiotrichum porosum, 1839 nucleotides long. RefSeq lists its product as uncharacterized. Bases 1 to 1839 code for a protein of 612 amino acids. The transcript is spliced from 4 exons. The record is from RefSeq and is a predicted model, not a curated record. Lineage: Eukaryota; Fungi; Basidiomycota; Tremellomycetes; Trichosporonales; Trichosporonaceae.